This is a messenger RNA of Dimorphilus gyrociliatus, 701 nucleotides long. The record is from the annotation of a GenBank genome assembly. NCBI's taxonomy places the organism in Eukaryota, Metazoa, Annelida, Polychaeta, Dinophilidae.
GUAAUUGUCUUAUUGGGAGUAUAGUUCAACUACCGGUCUUAAAAAGUUUAUAAAAUAUGUCAAAAUAUUCUAGAUUUUGGGAAUUUGGGAGGAAAAUAAUAUGCGUUGGCCGUAAUUUUAGAGCUCACGCUAAAGAACUAGGCAACGAAGUUCCUGAUGAUCCCAUUAUAUUUUUGAAACCUUCUACAGCCUACGUUCGCGAGCCGAAUAAAAUAAGAUUACCUCCGAAUACAAAUGAACUUCAUCACGAAGUCGAGUUAGGCCUCGUUAUCGGAAAGAAUGGAUCAAAUAUAACGGAAGAAAAUGCAAUGGAACAUGUUGCUGGUUAUUGCGUUGCGCUUGAUAUGACUGAUCGCGAUAAGCAGACAGCUUUAAAGAAAAAAGGUUUGCCAUGGAGUUUAGCAAAAAGUUUCGAUACUUCCUGUCCAGUUGGAGACUUUCUACCCAAGGAAAUGAUACGCAAUCCUGAGGACGUUCGUUUAUGGCUAAAGGUAAAUGACGUUAUGAAGCAGGAUGGUCAGACGGAUUGUAUGAUUUUCUCUCCGAGUAAGCUAAUAUCAUUUGUUAGUGGUUAUUUCACUUUGGAAGAAGGAGACUUAAUUUUGACUGGAACCCCGUCUGGAGUUGGUCCUGUCAGUGCCGGAGAUAGGAUCGAAGCUGGAGUGAAUGAAUUAUCUAGUAUAAAAUUCCUUAUUGAAUAA